CUCGAUCUCUUUCAGCGUUCGCUCACUGUCCAGUAGCUUCUCCGCCGCCGCUCUAAUGGCCUUCGCUGCCUCCGCCGCCGUGACCCGGGCAAUCUUCUCCUCCCUCCCCGCAGUGCAACACCCCACGGCCUCCCUGCUUUCCAAGCGCUUUCUCCACUUGCGCUCCGCGGUGUGCGUCACCGCGCCCCCCUCCGUCCGCGCCGCCCGCUCCGUCCGCCGGUUGCCCACGAUGCAUAGUCUUCCUGGAUUCGGGGUGGCCUUCCGCAUCGGCGCGAUUAGGUGCAUGGCCCGGCGGCCUGGCGACUCGGGUUACUCGCCUUUGAACUCUGGAUCCCGUGGCGGUUCGGGGUUUAGCGACAGGCCACCGACGGAAAUGGCACCUCUGUUCCCGGGGUGUGACUAUGAGCAUUGGCUCAUCGUUAUGGAUAAACCUGGAGGGGAGGGGGCAUCCAAGCAGCAGAUGAUCGAUUGCUACGUUCAAACCCUAGCCAAGGUCCUUGGCAGCGAGGAGGAAGCAAAGAAAAAGAUUUACAAUGUGUCAUGUGAGCGAUAUUUUGGAUUUGGAUGUGAAAUUGAUGAGGAGACAUCCAACAAGCUUGAAGGUAUUCCUGGCGUUUUGUUUGUGCUUCCAGAUUCAUAUGUUGAUGCCGAGAACAAGGACUAUGGAGCUGAACUAUUCGUGAAUGGAGAAAUUGCUCAAAGGCCUCCGGAGAGGCAGAGGAGGAUUGAUGCGGCAACCACACAUAGAAAUGACAGAGACAGACCCAGAUACAAUGACAGAACUCGUUACGUUAGGCGAAGGGAGAGCCAGAGAUAAGCUGAUCGUUCCUGAGUAUAUUGUUGUGCCUGUUAUGGCAUUGGAUGCUCUAUGAUGUUUUAGUUAGGUAUUCAGAUAAUCCGUAGACAGCCUAACCGGGUAGUGACUUGUGUUUUUCCAUGAAAGCAUGUUUGCAUAGACUUAUACUCUUGGGUUUUA
Messenger RNA from Zingiber officinale, 976 nucleotides. Its product is annotated as multiple organellar RNA editing factor 2, chloroplastic-like. The record is from RefSeq and is a predicted model, not a curated record. The coding region runs from base 56 to 817 and encodes 253 amino acids. NCBI's taxonomy places the organism in Eukaryota, Viridiplantae, Streptophyta, Magnoliopsida, Zingiberales, Zingiberaceae. The transcript has 4 exons. Gene Ontology annotation, cellular component: mitochondrion. Gene Ontology annotation, biological process: cytidine to uridine editing; mitochondrial mRNA modification.